AUGAAUUCCUUGUGUUGGAACUGCCAGGGAAUUGGGAACCCCCGAACAGUUUUUGCGCUCCGCGACUAUAUGCGGCGUUGGAAUCCCAGAAUAGUUUUCCUCUCGGAAACUAAAUCAAAGAACAGACGUAUGGAAAAAGUAAAAUUCAAUCUUGAUUUCACAAACGGUUUAUAUGUUCCAAGCAGGGGCCGGAGUGGAGGCCUUGCUCUACUAUGGUCCAGUGAUACAAAUUUGGAGAUUAAGAGUUACUCCAAUCAUCACAUCGAUGCUAUAAUCACAGAAGCUGACAAUGGCCUUUCCUGGAGAUUUACCAGUUUUUAUGGAUAUCUGGAAACACAUUUAAGGGAAGAAUCCUGGAAACUCCUCCUCCAUCUUAAUAGUCAAUUUAAUUUGCCUUGGUUUUGCUUUGGUGAUUUUAAUGAAAUUCUUUCAAUGACUGAAAAAGCAGGUGGUGCCCAGCGUUCCCAAUCUCAAAUGGAUGGUUUCCGUCGAAUGGUAAAUCAGUGUGGUUUCAAGGACUUGGGGUACUGUGGCCCAGAUUAUACGUGGUGUAAUAUGAAGGAAGGGAGCAACAGAAUUUCGCUCCGUCUGGACAGAGCUUUUGCCAAUACUGAAUGGCUUGAACAUUUCCAGGUGCCAAUUGUUCACCACCUGGACAAUUCCACCUCUGAUCACUGCCUCCUUGCUAUCACUGACUCACUCCCUCCAACCCGUAAAGGUAUUCGCCGUUUCCAUUUUAAGGCUAUGUGGAUCAAAAGGGAGGAUUGUCAUGAGGUGAUUGAAGCUGCAUGGCAAUCGGGCUCUCUCUCUGCCACCCCUGAAGGGGUUGCUUCUAAUCUCCAACGUUGUGCAAGUGCUUUGACAAGUUGGAAUCAGACUGUUGUAGGCAGUAUACCAAAGAAAAUUGCGGAGAAAAGAAGAAUUCUUAAUUCCAUUACCACUGCUGAUCAGCAAGGUGACAGAGGGGCAGAGAUUAAUCAGCUUAGGGAGGAAAUAAAUGAUCUUUUGGACAGUGAGGAGACCAUUUGA
Quercus lobata is the source of this 1029-nucleotide messenger RNA. RefSeq lists its product as uncharacterized. The record is from RefSeq and is a predicted model, not a curated record. Bases 1 to 1029 code for a protein of 342 amino acids. NCBI's taxonomy places the organism in Eukaryota, Viridiplantae, Streptophyta, Magnoliopsida, Fagales, Fagaceae. The transcript has a single exon. Gene Ontology annotation, molecular function: catalytic activity.